AUUAACGGGUCCGGUCGAUGUGGGGGGUCCCCGUUUCUCGCGCGAACCCUCAUUGUUUAGCACCACCUUACCAAUUGAUUAAUUAGUGGCGUCCCGAUAUAUCGCGCGGGACACCUGGGACGUUCGAUCGUCAGUUUGUCGUGUCGGCUUGGCAAGAAGCUUGAUCUCUUCGCUGAAUUUCCAAAGAAAGCCGCUUCGUAAUUUUGUCAUCAAAUUUGGGACCAGGCCACGAUGUUGUCACUUCAAUACAUUCUGAUCUUUGUUUUCGUGGCCGUUACAACUGGUUUUUUUCUCGGCUCACGCACAACGACCCCCGAGACAGGCAACCCGCAGCAAUUCAAUGCUUACUGGAACGUGCCUAGCUUCGUCUGUCACAAAUACGGCAUGAAAUUCGACGAACUCAAGGAUUUCGGGAUUCGUCAAAAUACCGACGAUGAAUUCCGCGGCGAGGUGAUCGCAAUUCUUUAUGAUCCCGGAAUGUUUCCAGCGUUGCUGACUGACAAAGACGGAACCGUAACGAGAAGAAAUGGCGGCGUUCCCCAAGAGGGCGACCUGAAAAAACAUCUCGAGGUGUUUCGGAAACACUUGGUCAAGCAAAUCCCCGACGAGUCGUUCAGCGGAGUUGGCGUGAUAGACUUCGAGAGUUGGCGGCCGAUCUUCCGACAAAAUUGGGCCUCUCUCGAACCGUACAAGACUCUGUCUAUAAACCUGGAACGUGAGAAGCAUCCCGCUUGGAACGACGCGGCCAUUAAGAAAGAAGCAAAGCGUCGCUUCGAGAAGUACGGCAGAAUAUUCAUGGAAGAGACUUUGGAAAUGGCGAAGAAACUUCGGCCCAAAGCUUCUUGGGGUUACUACGGUUAUCCGCAUUGCUUCAAUCAAACACCGGGUCAACCUAGCUCGCAAUGCAAUCGUCAGACCAUGACGGAGAACGAUGGAAUGUCUUGGCUCUUCACACUCGAGGACGUGCAUCUACCAUCGGUGUACUUGAGACAGCAGAUCAAGGAGAACGAUCGGGUGGGGUUUGUGAAGGGCAGAGUGUCGGAGGCGUUGCGAAUAGCGGAGAAGAGCCCCCGCAAACAGCAGGUUCUCGUCUAUUACUGGUUCAAGUAUCAGGAUAGCAGAAACAAUUUUCUCACGAAGAAAGACACAGAGAGCACAAUCAACACGAUCGCCACUCUCGGCGCCGACGGCUUGAUCAUCUGGGGCAGUUCCGAGGAUACGAACACGGAGCAGAAGUGCGAGGAUCUCCAGCGAUAUGUAAAGGAGGUCAUGGGACCGGCGAUAAAACGAAUCAAGAAGCUCAAGGAGGAGCUGAAGGAGAACCCCGGCGGUGGAGGAAGAAGAAGAAGAAGGAGGAGGCGGCAGGCGGGUGAAGGGAGGAGGAGAGGAGAACAGAACACGAGAGAUCGGCAGCACAGUUUCGUGCUCAGCUCAGCUCGGUUCGGCUCUCUCAAGUCUUGCGGUAUCGAAAAGCCUUCGAAGUACUUCGAGAGGUCGAGGUUCUUCUCGCGCUUGCACUCCCUCGUGCGGAUACGCGCACAUUUCUUCGCCACAUCGGUCGUAGAGUUCGCAGGAAUCAUGGGAACGAUAUGGCGGCUGUCCACGACGAUGUUGUUGUUAAUGAUGCAUUCUGAUCUGCUCGAUGCUCAUCGCGAACAUAAGGUUCACAAUAUUGUCUUGUAUCCAGAUAAACACAGUUGGUGCAAGACAACGCCAAUAAAGCAAGUAGUGACAUGGCCUCAGUGUUCCUCACAGGAAUUGGACAACAAUGUGUGCGUUGGUGCUUGUUUCUCGUACAUGGUACCCCACAGCGAACCUUCUGCACCCGGUGAUCUCAUCAGACCCUACUGCGACUCCUGUCAACCUUUGGACAGCGUAUGGCAUACUGUUACUCUGGAUUGCAAAGACGAACAGAACAAACCAGUGUCCAUGCAGAAGAAGGUGCAAAUCAUUACGAAUUGUUCCUGCAGCUCUUGCAUGGAAACGUCGAAAAUCAAGCCGGAUUACAACACUCUAUUGCAAUCUUUGACUGAGGAAAACUUGGACAAGAAUGUGAAUGCGGCACACGAGACCCCCGACUUGCUGCUAGAUCCUAACUUGAACGCUUCGAAGAACACAACGAGAGACGGAGCGCAGGCCAUCGAGCGCUUCCAUCAACUUUUCAAGAAACUUAAAGAGUCGCAGAAACUGGACGAAUCCGGAACGAAGGAAUUAUUUUCCAAGUUUAAGGAAGAAAAUGAUUUGGAAAAGCUGAAGGAAUUGCUCAAGAAGUAUAGUCAAGAAGACGAGGAGGUACAGCACGAGCAUCACCAUCAGCAUCAGCACGAGCACGAGCAUCAACAUCAGCAUCAACAACAGCCGCAUCUUCAUCGCGGACCCCAUCACUCUCUGGUGCUCGACUCGGACGUGAAGGAGAAGAUCGAUGUGGAACCGCAUUAUUUGCAUCCAGCUGUUGCCGGUCAAGAAAUUAGUUACCAUGACAACAUUGUGGUUGAUAAGGAAAAGAAGAAGGACUUCUAGAAGACGUAAUAUCGUACAAAAUGAUGUUCCCGUUUGCAACAUUUGCAGGGAUCAGUUGAGUUUUUUGCAGAGAUUUCUGUUCGUAUAUACAUACUUUUAAUAUAAGCGAGCGAAUUCGGAUACCUAGUCUCUUAUCUAAUUGCGAAUUUAGACACUUUUGUGUUGUUUCGACAAAAAACUUGUGAGAUAUUACUGGUUGACGUAUUUGUUGCAAAAAAAAAAAAAAAAAUUACGAAAAUCGUGUUUAAUAAAAAAAAAAUUGUUUUUUAUUUUAUAAAAUUAUAGCUUACCGCAGAAAAGUUCUUAAAAAGAUUGCGUGCGGAGCAAAACGAAAUAUUAAAUGUAAUAUUAGAAAAAAAAAAUGUAAUAUUAAUGUUGUCGUUAUUAAACUCGCUAUUGAAGAUGAGAAAGAGAAAGCAAGAGCGCGUGUGUCAGAAAAUGAGAAGAUUGGAGAAAAUGUAAUUUCUAAUAUAUAUAUUUAAUUUUUGUUAUACUAUGUGUUACUUAAUUAUUUAAAAACUCUACAGAACAUAUCGAACUCUACAGAACAUAUCGUUCACUCGAUUUUGAGCAGAAGAGUGACGCUUCAGCGAGAUUUAUAUCUUGAAUGACGAAAUGUAUGAAUAAUUAUGCCGUCUCUAACAGUCUCAAUGCCAACAUAUAUACAUUUUUGUAUUAUUUUCUUAGAGAAUAAAAACCCAUCAAUGGUUCUACGUA
This is a messenger RNA of Pseudomyrmex gracilis, 3237 nucleotides long. RefSeq lists its product as uncharacterized. The coding region runs from base 232 to 2520 and encodes 762 amino acids. The transcript is spliced from 9 exons. Gene Ontology annotation, biological process: carbohydrate metabolic process; defense response; hyaluronan catabolic process. The record is from RefSeq and is a predicted model, not a curated record. NCBI's taxonomy places the organism in Eukaryota, Metazoa, Arthropoda, Insecta, Hymenoptera, Formicidae. Gene Ontology annotation, molecular function: hyalurononglucosaminidase activity.